This is a messenger RNA of Verruconis gallopava, 4109 nucleotides long. RefSeq lists its product as uncharacterized. The coding region runs from base 955 to 3654 and encodes 899 amino acids. Gene Ontology annotation, cellular component: nucleus. Gene Ontology annotation, molecular function: zinc ion binding; DNA-binding transcription factor activity, RNA polymerase II-specific; DNA binding. The transcript has 3 exons. The record is from RefSeq and is a predicted model, not a curated record. Gene Ontology annotation, biological process: regulation of DNA-templated transcription; DNA-templated transcription. NCBI's taxonomy places the organism in Eukaryota, Fungi, Ascomycota, Dothideomycetes, Venturiales, Sympoventuriaceae.
CCCACGGACCAGCCGCGUCUAGCUCCCAAGGCCGGAUCCGGGAUCUGGCCGCCGAUCACUGAAGCAAGCUCGGCCUCCUCGGAGUCGUGAACCGCCAGAUAUCUAGUCAAGCCACCCGAAUCACCUUGUUUCACGAGCUUCUAGUUUGCCCCAUAGCGUGAGAGCUCUCGCCCAGAAACCGGCUCCGCGAGAGAGAAAAACCCCCCUCCAAACCUGGCUCCCGGAAGGAAUCUCGGACACAGGAGAAGACCGUCCGGCGCACUGCUUUACCUUUUUUAACGCAACCCGCGCGUCAAUACUCGCGCUCCAGGCAAGGUGUUUUGGCCCCAGACGACCCGCUUCUAACCCCCCGUUUGGAUGAGAGAAGAAGGUCGACCGUGUGGUAGCCGAUUCCUCAGCCCUAUCCGCGCGCCUCACACACUAUCCACGCGUCGCUGUACUGACGGAGAUUGCGGUCGACAAGCCAAGCUGCUAUUAUUACCGCUGGCCUAGGACCGCUGCAUUAUUCUUUCUCACGGCCAUCCAAAGCUCAAGACUUCGCCCGUCCUUUUCUCCCCUCCCGUGUUCUGCGCUCGAUCGUCGCGCAUCUGCCCUCAGUCCUCCCCAGACGUUCCCCAUCCAGCGCCGCGGAAGCGCAAACCGUCCAGCGCAAGCCCGUACAGUCGGCUCGCCAGUCUUGGAUCCCACAGCCGCGCCCGCAAUCAGCACCGCAAAACCGUCAAAAUAUCGUCUUCCGUGCCCAUCGCGUCUGUCCUCACCUCCACCACUUCACCCUACCCGUCCAAGACCUCCGUCAACCACGGACCGCCUGCCUCGCGAGACACCAACCCACCCGACCACGCCUCGCUCUCGUCGGCUAGCAUCCACGACGCGGCCUCGCGCUUUCUGGCUGCCGUCUCCAACCAAGGUUUGAAAUCCGAGGCUGGUCCGAGCAAGUCGGGCCAGCCUCCGAGAAUGAGAUCGUCCAUCGCCUGCGCGCGCUGCCGCCGCUCAAAGGUAAAAUGUGUCAACAAUGGCGUUGGCACCACUUGCCGAGCAUGCGAAACCACAGGCCGGGAGUGCACCUAUCCCGUCCCCAGUGCUGGCCCCGGCGGCAGCGUUCGUCGUGAUGCCAUCGAGUCGAGACAAGCAGGAGAGAAUGUUCCGCAGCAGAGCGAUAUGGCGAGAAAGCCGAGGCCCAAGAAAAUGUCAACCCCAAACAGCGUCUCCACGAGGGAGAGUAUGCGAGCCUUGGUCGAUGCGCUUGACCCCUCCAUACUGACCCCUCAGGUCUGGAUUGAAUUGUUCGACAUUUGGUCGUUGCAUUUCGCCACGGAUCUGCCAUUCAUACACCCGCCAACGUUCCUGCAACCCUUACGGCAAGCUGGCGGAGCUCCUUUGUCCAACGAAUUUGGCGCUCAGAGGUCGCCGACCAGCGCGUUUCCAAACGCGUCGCCUCUGGUCCUGCUUGCCUUCCUUGCGCUGACUGCGCGCUUUCACGACAAGCUAGCCGCGCAUCAUUCUCCCCCAUCAGCGACCCGACCGAGCAACCCUCUCAUUGCUUGUCAGUACUACGCUGCUGCGUGCAAAGCAAGGCUGGUAGGUAAUUCGGGCGAUGGUCUAGGCAUACCAGAAGCCGACAGAGUCCUGGCGUUGGCCAUGCUCGCACUCCACGAUUGGGGAUCCUGUGCCGGGCACAAGGCUUGGGUAGCUUUGGGUGUGGCAAUCCGCUACUCUCAGGUCCUUGGCCUACAGUACCAGCCGGAUCUGGACGACGAGCCUCAAUCGCGCUCCUCCGUGCUGCCCCACCAAACUCCGUACGUUGGCUCCGUGGUCAACCCAGAUUCGAGCCACUCCUUUGUGGACGAAGAAACAAAGCGGAGGGUCUUCUGGGGGCUGUUCAUCAUGGAUCGCUACCUUAGCUGCGGCAAAUUCCGCCCGCAGAUGCUGAAAGCGGAAGACAUGCGGAUUCAACUGCCGAGCAGCGAACGGUCGUACAUGUUCAAAGAGCGAGUUCGAACCGGCCUCUUGUCUGAUUCCGCAAUGGAAAUAGACAACAGGCAGGAAACACACACUGGCCAGACGUCGUCGCCACAUCGAGGCCCGAAUGGAAACUUUGCUUCGUCUGCUCAUGGUAACACGCAUAGAGCGGACGAUGAACGUCUAGGCAGGUGGGAAACUGGCGCUGAGGAAGGUCUGGUCAGUCGCCAUGUCCGGGCAGUCGAACUUUACGGCAAGAUUGUACUAUGGGCCUGUGGCGGCGGUCGACGGCGAGAGCGGCACGCUCCUUGGGACAGCGCUUCAACAUGGAAUAUUUUGAACGUCGAGCUGAGCAACUUCAUCGGCAGACUGCCACGAGACAUGACCCUCAGCCCGGCCAACAUUCACGCCCACAUCAUGUCGAAAUCGUCGACGCCAUUCCUAAUGAUGCACUCUGUCCUCUUGCUCGGAAGAAUGAUUUUGCACCGCGAUUACAUACCUUUUAUCCCUCUUCGAUGCUCACGACCCGAGGGACCUCUCGAUCCACCCAUGUUCCCGCCGGAGCAAUACCGCGUGCCGCAUGGCUUUUGGGAGUAUAGUGCUGCGGAGCUUUUCAGCUCGGCAAGAUCGCUGAUCGACCUGAUCCAAACCUGCCACGAGUGGAACGUUCUUCCGCAAACGCCUAUGAUCGGCUUUUCCGUCUACUUCGCGGCUCUCGUGGGCGUCUACGCAAUCAACUUCCCAUGGAUGGAUGUCAAUGGAUACAUGUGCAAAAAGAACGCGACCGACGCACCUGGAGAGGACGACGCGGGAGCUACUGCGUCCCGCAAUGCGCUCUCAGUGAUAGCUUUUAUGCGGCGGAGGCUGAAAAUGGCUGACGGGUGGUUUAAAACCAUCAAUCGCGUGCACAGAUACUAUGUUCGGGUGAAAAAGGACUUUCUACGCAACGUUCGGGUCUUAGGCGGCCCUAGCACCGCGCCAGGGCCACUGAGCAUACGGGAAGGUGGAGUUGGUGGCGGCCUAGAAGAGUUUAGGAUGAUUGAAGCUACGCUGCGAGAGCUUGGAACGUCAGACGAUCACGACGUCGAGAUGACCGACGCACACGAUCCGGAGGCGAGCAAAGCCGACAGCUCGGUUGACGCUGCCAGUGUUGGCGUGAAGAGCGAGCAUCAGCUCGGGUCAGACAAGCACGUCGAGAAAUCAUCGGUGCGUACCGAUCAGUGGAACGCGAUCAAUGCAAGCUCUGGUCCAAUUCAAGCCGGCAAUGCGCAGCCUACGUCGGAAGGUAGCCACCACGGCGCUCAAAGUUCGACCACGACAUCGCCAGCCACAACCACCGCUCCGUACCGACCAUCGUACAAUGGAAGCAGCCAGACCGCAUCCGUCGUGUCUCCGGGAUACAGCAAGCACCAGAUACCGCCUUACCAAGCCAAACCUGCGGUCACCGGACCUGCCAUCCAGGCAUCUGUGACGCUACAGAAUCAGAUACAGGCCCCGGCCCUGCCACCUCCGCCGACGAUGACGGCAGAACAGACGGAUGCGUGGCUGCGAAGUCUCGACACCGCAUUCGCCGGUGAUGACUUGACCGCGUUCGUCGAAGGGCUGGACUUGAGGCCGUGGGCCGAGGAGGCGGGCAAAUCGUUACGUUCGGGAAGCUGGCUGACCACCGUCUGGACCGGACCUGUACCAGCGUGAUCGCCUGGCCGUUCUCGCCAACUUCAACCACCUGCAUCUUGAUCGGAGAUAAGUAGAAGCCCAUUGAAAAGAAUUCGCCACUCAUGCUCCUGAACAGCGGUGACCAUACGGCAGGCCCUUCAUCGGGUACCCGAGCUGGUUCUCUUGAUCUCAUCUACGUAUCUGGGGUCCUCUACCAAGCCUCACACUCCCCCUCCCCCCAACCUUCUCCUUCUUCACAACGUGAUUGUAUCCUUACCCCAUAUCCUAAACGAAAGGUCUCGUACAGCUGUGCCUUGGGAAGCGGGCGAAGCGAUCGAACAGACCGCCACGGAUUUUCGCACCCUGUUCUCGCAGCGCGAACUGUACCUCCGUCCUCGAGCACAGCUCAUCCGAGCUUUCAACCCUUCUGGAUUUCGUGUUGAGCCUGCACGGCCAGCUCUUCUCCUGCAGACAUGAAGCGGCCGCUCUCGGGG